Messenger RNA from Vigna unguiculata (cowpea), 1068 nucleotides. RefSeq lists its product as uncharacterized. NCBI's taxonomy places the organism in Eukaryota, Viridiplantae, Streptophyta, Magnoliopsida, Fabales, Fabaceae. Gene Ontology annotation, molecular function: zinc ion binding. The record is from RefSeq and is a predicted model, not a curated record.
AUGGAGUAUGGUGAUUGGGACCAAUCUUAUAAUGAAGUUCCCAGAUGGUUACAAGCUGCCCAACAAACUAAUCCCGGGACAAUUUUUCAACUUUCCGAUCCUCUAGUUAAUGUUGAUGGUGAGGAUGGGACAUCUACAUACAUUAUGGAACGUUACUUAUGGGCAUUUGGACCAUGCAUUGAAGGUUUUAAGUAUUGUAAACUUGUUGUUCAAGUUGAUGGAACUUUUUUAACAGGCAGAUAUCAUGCCACCUUGCUAACUACAAUUGCUCAGGAUGGAAAUAGAAACAUAUUUCCUUUGGCAUUUGCAAUAGUAGAAGUAGCUUGGAUUGAUAAAAUCCCCUUACAUAAGUGGUCUCAGGCUUAUGAUGGGGGACGGAGGUACACGCACAUGACAACAAACUUGACGGAGUGCAUGAACUUUGUGCUUAAGGGGGCUCGAUCGUUACCUAUCUGUGCACUAUUGAAAAUUACAUUUCAAAACAUAAAUGCUUGGUUUGUUGAACGCGGCUUAAAGGCAAACUCUAUGUUAAGAGCUGGUCAUCAAUAUCCAGAAGACGUCACUGCCUUGCUCCAACAAAAUCACCAGAAAUCUGCAUAUUGUCAUGUUCAACGCUACGAUCGAGAUAAUUCUGAAUUUGAGGUGCAAGAGAUAUCGAGCCCCCAUCAAUAUCGGCCAAAACCAAUCUCAUUCACUGUCAGAUUAAAUGAUUGGUGGUGUGAUUGUGGUCACUUCCAAGCUAGUCAGUUACCUUGUCAUCACGUCAUAGCUGUAUGUUUAUUUGGUCAUAUGCCACUUUCAAAUUUUAUCGAUCUAGUUUACAGCCUUGAUUACAUAAAUAAGGCUUAUCAAGUCCAAUUCCACCCCCUGCGAAAUGAGGACUAUUGGUCAACAUAUACAGGUCCUAAUUUCAUUCCGGACCCCCAAACUAAGCGCAAGGCUUCCGGACGACCUACAACGACUAGGAUCCAUAACGAAAUGGAUCAACCCAUUAUGGAUAAACCAAAAAAAUGCUCUUAUUGUCGCAUUGAGGGUCAUCAUAGGGGACAAUAUCCAUUUCGCCAAUAA